Molecule: messenger RNA, 6489 nt
Organism: Coregonus sp. 'balchen'
Lineage: Eukaryota; Metazoa; Chordata; Actinopteri; Salmoniformes; Salmonidae
Source: the annotation of a GenBank genome assembly
AUGAACACCGACGAGGCGGCAGCUCCGAAACCUGUCACCGAUGAUGAUGGCAUGACAUGGUGGUACCGAUGGCUCUGCAAAAUCGCUGGGGUCCUGGGCGGAGUAUGUAAGUAAAAACUAACCAACCGUUUUCAUAACUACUGUGAUCGACAGUCCAAUAUGAAUGUCUAAUACACACGAUAUACUGACUAGGGAGGUGAUUUCCCACAGUCAGUCCCGCAAGAAGAGCUUUGACGCUAAUAUUUGUGUAAACUCUUUGGAAUGGUAAAAUUUGGCUUUCACGGAGUACUGCUGGGCUGAUACCCCAUUUCAUGGAACACACUCCAUAGUUAAGGCUGUACAGUGCAAUUAUUUAGUCUAACACAUCCAGUGGGAUCACCCUACUCAGCAACACCCACAGAUCACAACUAAGUAGCGUUUACUUAUUAAUUAUUGUAUUUAAUUUUCCAACCUGUUUAGCAUUGUCCAGUCUAAAUAUGCCAUUAUUCCACUAUUUGUAUCUGUUAGGAUCAGUUUCAAUGGGGGACUUUUGUCUGGGGUUUGGAUACCUGUAUGAAGGUAGCUACAAUAUUGGAACUUGUUGGUCGCCUUCAAAAUAAGUCCCCCAUUGUAACUAGUGGAAACAAAUAGUGGAAUAAUGCAAUAUGUGGACCAGAUCAUGCUAAACAAGGUUGGAAUGUUGUUACAUAACUUAAAAAUAAAUACAAUCAUGAAGUCAACUCUACAUCGUUGUGAUCUGUGGGUGUUGCGGAGUAGGGUGAUACCCCAUUUCAUGGGUGCACACUCCAUAGGUAAGGCUGUAUGUACAGUGCAUAUGUAUGCCCCCAAUGCAAUUAUGCAGUCUAAUACAUCCACAGUGGGAUUCUUUUACUGUUUAUUGUCUAAUUAUUGUAUUUAUUUUUAAGUUAUGUAACUACAUUCCAACCUUGUUUAGCAUUAUCUAGACCAAAUAUGGCAUUAUUCCACUAUUUGUAUCUGUUAGGAUCAGUUUCAAUGGGGAACCUUUUGUUUUGAAGGUGAACUGCAAAUUCCACUAUUGUGGCUACCUUAACACAGGUCAGUGGUUUCACCUGCUGACUUUAGGCUGAUGGUAUACACAGCCUGAAUGUUGAAUACAAUGACAUUUGAACUUAUUACUCUACCGGUUGUCCGUGGUGUUGGUUCUUCAGAUGGUCUAAAUUUGAGACAAAAUAUCCACAGGAAAGUUUUUUUUUUCAUUUUAAAAAAACAUUUAUUGUCUCAUAUUUCUCUCUUUAAGUCUAAUCUUUCCCAGACAAUUUUACUCUUUAAUAUAUGGCAGACAGACAAGUUCCCUACCUUCUUCCCCUUCAACUUGCCUCCUCCAUUGUUGUGGUAAUGUAUUGUUUACCUGACUUUCUAGAGCUGCGGCACUGAAGUUUACAUUUCUAUCACCUGACACAUUCACAAAACCAUGGAAAUACCUGCUGACUUCAGUUAACAUGCGUGCAUGUGAUGCAUACUUUCUCAUGACCGAAGGCACGUGCACAUGACGGAAGUACAUGCAUGCAUACUAACUGAAGUCAGCAGGUAUUUACAUGGUUGUGCGCAUUUGCCAGGUGCUAGAAAUUUCUACUUCAGUACCGGUGUUGUAAACAAUCAUUUUCUAUGGAUAUCUGAAGGACCGACACCAUGGACAACCGGUAGAGUAAGUUAAAAUAUAAUUUUAUUCAACAUUCUGGCAUGUAAAGAAAACUUUCACGAUUUUGCAGUCAUUAGUUUCAGGCUGUGUAUACCAGAAGCUUGUAUCAUAGUCUGAUUCAACAGCCUACUGCUGACUACACACUGUAAGAUUCUGAUCGGUCAUCAUGGCACACCUCUCUUCCACAUCUACAGUCUCUGAAUUUUUAAAAUGGGAUCCAUGCUUUUCGUUACAGAUCAUAAAGAUUGUUACAGGCAAGGAUUUCAAAACAUGUUUGUCUCAUGACACAUUCCUGGCAUACUAGCCUAUUCACAAAGAAGCAUGAAUAACAUUUUUGAUUUAACAUGGCCCUUGCACACAAGUCUUGCUGAUCUCCACACACUCGUUUUGUUCUUCUAUCUUCGUGGGGACCUAAAAUGUAUUUCCAUUCAAAAUAUUAUUUUCCUUAAACCUAACUCCUAACCCUAAAACAAAUCACUUACCCUAACCCUAAUUGUAAUCCUAACCCCUAAGCUUAAAAUAGCCUUUGUCCUCAUGGGGACGUGGGAAAUGUCCCCACGAGGGAGAAUUUUCCUUGUGGGGAUUUUAGGUCCGCACAAGGACAGAAGAACCCCCACACACAGUUCAGAUCUUUGUGUUCCUGGGUAAUGACAGUGUGAGGCUAUACUCUCUUUAGGAAGCUAUGCUGAUCUGCUCUCUUUGAAAUAUUACAGUGUUUAGUCAAGGCCUUCAGUGUUCUUACUGAGCCUCUCUGUCUGCCCAGACAAAGCACUGCUACAUCACUCUACCCCCGCAUCUCUCUGUACAGCAAUAAACCCAUUAGUCACAUGUUCACAUUGUUCCUUACAGGAACCAAGAGGCUGAAAGUUGGCACUGUCUGUCUGCUUUCCUGGCUGGCACAUAUCUCCUUGGGUUAUAGGCUUUCUUCUUGCCUGGCUGGCACAAUAAGUCAUAAGAUAUGUUCAGUGAUAGCUUCCAUUUUAUAAUGUUAACUAGAGUACUCAGUGCGAGACAGACAGAGGUGCUGUUUCUGCCUGCGUUGCAGUUCCCCAGCAGUAGGCCUAUUGCAGCCCUGCCCUCCCUUCCCACCUAUCCCUUCCCUGCCUUGCUGUGGCUGUGAUACCGGAGUAGUGGUCGCUGUAUCACAUUCACAUGCUGGACCGCUGCAUUUUAAAUGGGCUCUGUAUUAUUCAGCAUGCUGUAGAAUCCGAGUUCAGGAUAGGAUAGGUCCUACAGUGCCUUCAGAAAGUAUUGACACCCUUUGAUUUAUUUACACAUUUUGUUGUGUUACAGCCUGCAUUUAAAAUGGAUUAAAUUGAGAUUUUCUGUCACUGGCCUACACACAAUACCCCAUAAUGUCAAAGUGGAAUUGUGUUUAGACAUUUUUACAAAUUAAUACAAAAUGAAAAGCUGAAAUGUCUUGAGUCAAUAAGUACUAACCCCUUUGCCAUGGCAUGCCUGAAUAAGUUCAGGAGUAAAAUGUUGCUCAACAAGUCACAUAAGUUGCAUUGGCUCACUCUGUGUGCAAUAAUAGUAUUUAACUUUUUUUUUUAUGACUACCUCAUCUCUGUACCCCACACAUACAAUUUUCUGUAAGGACCCUCAGUUGAGCAGUGAAUUUCAAACACAGAUUAAACCACAGAGAACAGGGAGGUUUUCCAAUGCCUCUCAAAGAAGGGCACCUAUUGGUAGAUGGGUAAAAAUUAAGAAAUCAGACAUUGAAUAUCCCUUUGAGCAUGGAUAAGUUAUUAAUUACACUUUGGAUGGUGUAUAAACACACCCGGUUACUACAACGAUACAGGUGUCCUUCCUAAUUCAGUUGUCAGAGAGGAAGUAAACCACUCAGGGAUUUCACCAUGAGGCCAAUAGUGACUUUAAAACAGUUACUUUUAAUGGCUGUGAUGGAAGAACUGAGGAUGGAUCAACAUUGUAGUUAGGCUACUCCACAAUACUAACCUAAUUGACAGAGUGAAAAGAAGGAAGCCUGUACAGAAUACAAAUAUUCAAAAACAUGCAUCCUGUUUGCAACAAGGCACUGAAGUAAUACUGCAAAAAAACAUUGGCAAAGCAAUGAACUUUUAGUCCUGAAUACAAAAAAGUGUUAUGUUUGGGGCAAAUCCAAUACAACACAUUACUGAGUACCACUCUCCAUAUGUUCAAGCAUAGUGGUGGCUGCAUCAUGUUAUGGGUAUGCGUGUAAUCAUUAUGUUUUUCAGGAUAAAAAAGAAACAGAAUAGAGCUAAGCACAAGCAAAAUCCUAGAGGAAAACCUGGUUGUCUGCUUUCCACCAGACACUGGGAGAUUAAUUCACCUUUCAGCAGGACAAUAACCUAAAACACAAGGCCAAAUCUACACUGGAGUUGCUUACCAAGAAGACAGUGAAUGUUCCUGAGUUGCCGAGUUACAGUUUUGACUUAAAUCUACUGCAGAAAUAUAUGGCAAGACCUGAAAUGGUUGACUAGCAAUGAUCAACAACCAAUUUGACAGAGCUUGAAUAAUUUUGAAAAGAAUAAUGGGCAAGUGUUGCACAAUCCAGGUGUGGAAAGCUCUUAGAGACUUACCCAGAAAGACUCACAGCUGUAAUCUCUGCCGAAGGUGCUUCUACAAAGUAUUGACUCAGGGGUGUGAAUAAUUAUGUAAAUUAGAUAUUUUUGUAUUUAAUUUUCAAUACAUUUGCAAAAAUGUCUAUAAACAUGUUUUCACUUUGUCAUUAUGGGGUAUUGUGUGUAGAUGGGUGAGGGGAAAAAUAUAUUUAAUCCAUUUUGAAUUCAGGCUGUAACACAACAAAAUGUGGCAUAAAUCAAGGGGUAUGAAUACUUUCUGAAGACACUGUAUAUGAUUCCUCUGACUUUAGGUACUGCAGAGUAGACUGCAUAUGUGUGUCUCUGAUAGUAGCAGUGUUUGUGUGUGGGCGUCUGUGUGGGUGUAUUGCAUGAGUGUGCUAGCUAGCCGAAUGGUCUCGUCUGGUACUGUGGGAGUUUGUUGCCAGUGGCAGCCAUUUAAUUUAAUCACACUCGUAUGAGAUCUCCAUCAAUCUGUCACUACUAGCAUGAUGUUAGCGUGAGGUUUCUCUCUAGAUAGAAAUCCUGAGCUGUGUUUUUUCAAGCUUUUUUCAAGGUUUCAAACCAAUACAACUCAAGCCCCACAAGUUAAUCAUUUAGCCAAAAUCAGAGUUGGGUACAAAAGACAAGAUGAGCUGUCUUUCAUGAGACACUGUAGUGGGCUGUGUGAAAUCAUUUAUUUAUUCAUUCAAGUGUGUGUGUGUGUGUACUACAGAGUAUGAUGGAUGUCAUGUGUGUAAUUAUCCCAUCUGCUCAUUGUCUGGGUCCCUUCCCAUGCUCACAGUGUGGCCACUGGACUGGUAACAGCACCCAGCAGAGCCAACCAGGCAAUGUAUGGCAGGAUCUUAGCAUGGGGCCUGUAAACUCAGAUUAAUACUCAUCUGCCUCCUAUUUGGCUCGUAUCCUAUGGCUCUCUGCCAGAGGAGAAGAGCUGAUCCUCUGUGGUGCUCCUGGUAUCAAAACCACUCAUGUUUGUUUAAAUGAGAAAUUCAGGCCCUUGGGGUUUCCAGUUAGGCUAUAUUUGAUUUAAGUGUGUAUGAAUAACGUCCCCAGUCAGAGUAAUAUCACUGUUUGUCAUCUUUCUAUCUUGGAACAAAGCCUCCUUUAUUCUGGUAAGUUGGUAUUCAUGGUAACCCUAUAUGCCUGAAGCGUCUAUGCAUAUUUAUACCUGUUUGUACUUGAUCUGGUUGCAUUAUGAGAACUGUAAUAUAUUAUUUUCUCCUCUCCCACUGAAGCAUGUGCCAUCUCAGGAGUGUGGAUGUGUGUCACUGUCAACCCUUUAAACAUCGCUGCUGGAGUAUGGAUGGUGUAAGUUUGUCUUCCACAAUAUGAUCCUUAACCAAGGCUUUAGUUUAGCCUACAUGCCUACACACAUUAGUGUGUGUGUGAAUAUCCAUCACUGUGCUAAUGUUCUCUCCUUCUGUUUCAAGGUUGAAUGCCUUUGUGCUGUUCCUGUGUGAAGUCCCAUUCUGCUGCCAGUUCAUUGAGUUUGCGAACGCAGUGGCGGCUAAAGCUGACAAAUUCAAGCCAUGGCAGAAAGCCUUCUUCUACUGCGGGUAAGAACUGGACUGAGACCUGCUGUCUUCACAUGACUCACCUGUCCAUUGUCUAGGCCUGGAAUUUAAAUUAACCUUUAACCAGUUGAUAAACACACUUCAUGUUUUCUGUAAUCAAUCAAUCAAUCAUCCCUGUUUCUCUUAUUUUUAGGAUGGCACUAUUUCCCAUAUUCCUGAGCUUCUCCAUCACCACGUUGUUUGGGAAUGCCAUUGCCUUCGCUACAGGAGUCCUCUAUGGUCUCGCCUCCCUGGGCAAAAAGUGAGCCUUUUCUAUUCACACUUUUGUGAUAAGAUGUUGAUUUGAAUAUGUGUGUAGGCCUACAUAGUGUAUGUAUUUGAGAUUGAAUUUGUUACUUUCUGUCCCUCUUUCUCACACUUUCUCCCCUUUCAGUUAAAUGAACAUGCAUUUUUAAUCAACGUUUAGGUGUUAUCAGUAAUAAAAUGCAUUACAUUUAAAAUAAUGUAACAUCUUGUAACAGGAGAUAACAGCUUUAUUCCAUACUCUCAUUAUAACCUUGAGUGGCAAAAAGUAACCCUGUCUCAUUAUAUCUAACAUCUCCCCUUUCCUCUGUGGUGUCAUGCUUUCUCCCCUGCUUCUCUCUCUUCCACCUCUGUUUCUUUCAGGGGCGAUGCGGUGAGUUAUGCCAGGCUGAAUCACCAGAAACCGGGGAACGAGGAGAAGCUGACCGGGACGACUGACGGGUCAAUAUAG